AUGAUCACGAUAAUUAUCAUUUUAAAUCUUAAUUAUAAUAAAAUCAAGAUGUACAAUUAUUAAAAUUCAUUUUUUGGAAGUCCACAUUAUAAAUAUGCUUCUAUUAUAGCUUUAGUAUAUUUUGCAUUUGAAAUUUACACUUUUUAUUUCAGGUUUAACAAAUUCAAGUGUUCAUUUAACAGAGAGAGUUUUGAUUGCAUAUUAAAUUCAAUAGUAAUUGUAUCUGCUAUAUAUUGUGGUAUUCAAGCCAAAACUUUUCAGCCAACAAAAACAUUAACAUUUUAUGUAAAAAUUGGAAUAUUUAUCCUCUUUUACAUUAUGAAUUCAUGUAUCAAUAUUAACAAUGUUUCAAAUAACAAGAAAUACUCAUGA
Molecule: messenger RNA, 372 nt
Organism: Paramecium sonneborni
Lineage: Eukaryota; Ciliophora; Oligohymenophorea; Peniculida; Parameciidae
Source: the annotation of a GenBank genome assembly